GAGUCAAGUGCAGGAGUGAGGUGGCAGCUGCUGGAUCAGCCACCACCGGCGGCCACCCUGUGCCCAGCACAGACAUCAGCCCUGCAUGCUCCAGCUCCUGGGACACAUUCUGCUCACUGCCCCAUGGUGCAGGACACCAGCUCAUGGUGGGACACAACAGAGCUCCAGGGAGAGCCAGAGGAUGAGGAGGAAGGUUUUGACCACAUCUCCUGAUGGGGACAGCGCUGUAAGGUCACUCCUCCAGCCAGCCCCAGGCCAGCACAUGGGGGAUGAUGAGAGGGACCGCAGCCGCCCACACCAGCCCAACCCCAAAUCUCCACCCAAACCUGAACCACAGUGAGGUAUGAGGUGGAGGAAGAGAAGCCAGAGGGCAAGACAGGGCCCAGAGCCACCUGUCCAUGUCCUCCCAGCUCCCUGCAAGGUCACAGUGGUUGGAGCCCGCUCUGCCCUGCUGCAGUGGACAUUGUGUCCACCAAGCUGUGGGACACUCCUGACCCAGCAGGAUCAGGCCUCACUCCAAAGCCUCCUGCACCCCGGGAUCCAUGGAGGGCAUGGGACCCACUCCUUCCCCCACGCUGAACCCCAGUGGCACCCGAGGGGACAUGGGGACCCUCUGCUUCCUGCUCCCCUGAGCCACCCAUGGGACAGGGGGCACUGCUGGGGCAAAAGGGCCUCCGUCCUCCCCAGGAUUAUGAAAUCUGUUUGGGUGGAGGUGGCAGCCCCAGCGGCGUUCCCAAACCCGCCCGGUGCCCGGGCCGGCUGCCAGCACCAGCACGGCCAACCCGGGCCACCGCCAGAAACACCCAGAAGGCGGCUGUUUACUGCAGCCCGGGGGUCCCCGGCCAGAGCGGGGGGAGCUUCACAGCAGGAGCACCCCCCCCACACCAAGCACCACUUCGGAUAUCCGGGGCUAAAACUCUCCUGUGCUGCAUUUUGCCAGCUUUCCUCCCCCUCAAAACCUGGAUUUGGGGAGCGCAGCCUCGCCCCGCAACUGCUGCCCCCCGGGAGAGCCCCGGCAGGAUGGAGUGGGGGGGACGAGGCCUCCGGGAGAGGUGUCACCUGUCCCCACACCUCGGCGUUCCAACAGGAGCCACAAUCUUGUGGGGUCUCCAGGAGCUGUUGGAGCCCCACACUCCAAGACCGGCCGAGGGAAAACAGGAAAGCGAGCAGGGCUGUGCCGGAAGGCGGCUAUUGUUGGCCAGGGAGCAGAGGGAGCGUGAGGGGCAGGAGGCAUCGUGGCCACCCUGUCACCCCUCUGUGCCCUGAGCCACUCAUGGCUGCCCACUCCCCCUGAAUGUGCCCCUGUGUGGGCUUGGGGCUGUCCAGGGCUUCCACUCCCACCCCACUGCUCUGCUUUGGAAGGGAAAAUAAAUAAACCUCCUUUUUCCGUGUGUUGCUUCCCUGGCCCAAGGAGGGCCCAGCUUCCCACCCCUGGAAGC
Poecile atricapillus (Black-capped chickadee) is the source of this 1439-nucleotide messenger RNA. RefSeq lists its product as uncharacterized. The record is from RefSeq and is a predicted model, not a curated record. The transcript has 2 exons. NCBI's taxonomy places the organism in Eukaryota, Metazoa, Chordata, Aves, Passeriformes, Paridae. The coding region runs from base 640 to 1266 and encodes 208 amino acids.